AUGUUUCCUAUUGCUCCUUAUUUACCUCGCACGAGUCCAGCACUACCUACAACAACUUCUAUGGUUACUACAAAGAAAAUUAAAAAACCAAACAAAUAUGUUUCAAGUAAUCUCGCUGCCUCUUCUCGUCUUGGUAAUCAUCUAUUCGAGCUGUCGGCUCUUCUCGCGAUUGCUCGAAAACUAGAAAGAAUCCCAACGUUUUUUAUUAUCGAUCAUCAUUAUGAUCAAAUGUUAAAAGAUACGGAUUUUGUGAUCCCCGGGCUGCUAGAUCACUUCUUAAUAAUCAAUGAAAGCGUGCCUGUAUCUAUAACUCCAACCGAUUUCCAGUUAAAGUGUUGCAUGUGGGAUGAUCCAGACAGACUGAAAAACAUAACAGAUGAAUAUAUUCAUAUACGAGGUACACAUUAUCAGAGUUGGAAGUUUUUCCCUCGGCUUCGAAAUGAGCUGAUGGGCUAUUUGAAAACAACUAAAAACAAAUUUCCCAACCUGCCCAAGUCCAGCAGCAACACAUUUGUAACAUGCGUCCAUAUAAGGAGAACAGAUUUUGUGGGCUCCGGUUUUCACGUUCCGGAUGAGAAAUUUAUUUUGAGUGCUAUGCAGUUUGUUGAGCAGAAAGGUUCUUACAAGUUAUUGCAGAGUUAA
Messenger RNA from Caenorhabditis remanei, 642 nucleotides. RefSeq lists its product as uncharacterized. The transcript has 5 exons. The record is from RefSeq and is a predicted model, not a curated record. NCBI's taxonomy places the organism in Eukaryota, Metazoa, Nematoda, Chromadorea, Rhabditida, Rhabditidae. Bases 1 to 642 code for a protein of 213 amino acids.